UGAAUGCUUCAUCUGUCUUACAAAACUUUACAAACUAUCUUAUUUAACUGUCCCAAAAAAAAUUACAACUUCCAUUAAAAGCAAUUAACAUGUGGGUAACAUUAUUCCUUUCUGCUCUAAAUCCAUUACACAAUUUUUAUUCUACUAUUUUAUGUUCAAGUCAACUUUGAUCCCGUUUUAUAGGACAUGAGCGGUAUUAUUCAAGUCCGAACUUAUCUAAUCUAUUUGAGUUUGUCUGAUGUAUUUAAGUAUUAUCUAACUCAGUUUAAAUUCAUGUAAGACCAUGUGAUUUUUCUUUUUGAAACAUAUAAAAACUAAACUAUUGAUGAUGAUUGAUGAUUAGUACUACCUGAAUUAGCUUUCACAUGCAACUGUGCACGUGGAUUAAGAAAACGAGAAUUGUGUCAUGAAGAGUUGUAUAGAGAAUAGAUGAAUAUGUAAGAAAUGUCAUAAAUCAUAAAUUCUUUAAUAGAUAAAAUUAUGUUAAAACGAAGGAGAAGGAAAGUUGGCAUAUGAAGUGCUACCAAAUUCAGUGGGCGUAUGACCUUAUUUGAGAGUGGGACCCACUAAAGCAAAGCGUGUCCACUCGUUAGAAUUGUAAGAGUAUAUAAAAUCUAAGCUAGCUUCAUGCAACCUUCUCAUACACACAAUCACACCAACACCACAAAUAAGAACUCAAACAUAUCCUCAACAGCCCAAACCCAAGCCUUAUUCUUACCAUCUCCAUGAAACAAAAACGUUUGACCACUGCCACUCGUUAUGAUCAUCAUCAAGAAGAACCCCCCAGCAAAGUUAGGGCAACUGCUUACCACUGGGGCAACAGUUAUGACAGCCAAUCCCAUAUGGAGGCUUCCCUCCUAAAGGGCACGGCGGCAGAAGGAGGAGGAGGAGGGUGUGAUGAGCUGGAGGAAGGCGGCCUCCUCCUACGGGAGCCGCCGCUCGCGGAGGAGGAUACCGGAAGGGAGCGGCUGCAGAGGCAUAUUCAUGAGGUGGCCGGGCACGUGUGGAUCCCGGAGAUGUGGGGCCAGGAGGAGUUUCUCAAGGAUUGGAUCGACUCUUGCACUUUUGAUGCUUCCUGGGUGAAUGCCAAUAUCAUCUUAGCUCGUACGGCUUUGGCGGAGACGGCGCGGAGAACGCCGCCGCCGCCGCCUCAUCCCACUCCGGCCAGAUUAAGAAUAGACAGCACUUGCUUUCCUAUUCCGUGAUUAUUAUUACUACUACGUACUAGUACUACAUAUUGUCCCCAGCUCAAAUAAACUUCAACCGUUUGAAUUUUAUUACGGGUUUUCCGAUACAUAGUGUACAAUAUUCAUUCUUUUUUAAAUGCAAAAAAUAAACGUGUAAUAAAGCAAAAGUUUAGUCAAUACGGAGCAUAAAACAAUAUAAUUUGUGAAAAUUUGAUAAAAAGGCAACAACUUUAUC
This is a messenger RNA of Cuscuta epithymum, 1422 nucleotides long. The record is from the annotation of a GenBank genome assembly. Lineage: Eukaryota; Viridiplantae; Streptophyta; Magnoliopsida; Solanales; Convolvulaceae.